Cajanus cajan (pigeon pea) is the source of this 1736-nucleotide messenger RNA. Its product is annotated as reticulon-like protein B17. NCBI's taxonomy places the organism in Eukaryota, Viridiplantae, Streptophyta, Magnoliopsida, Fabales, Fabaceae. The record is from RefSeq and is a predicted model, not a curated record.
AGUCUAAACCACACUCACUCGCGCAACUCAUCAUAUCUCACAUUCACAUUCACAUCAAAUUCAGAUUCAAAUUCAAAUUCACAUUCACAUUCAUGGAUUGUUUCUCUUCCCCCUACCACCACCGUUCGCGGACCAAGUCAUCGUCGCGCUUGGCUCGCAGAGCCCACAACGGAACGGUGGAGCCUCUUCGAAUUUCGCUCGACGUCGUUCCCUCGCCGGCGGAGGCCGCCAAGCCGCCGUCGCCGUCGCGGUCUCCGCUCUCUCUCCUCCGAUCUCCGACGAGCUCGCUUCCGCUCAGGGACCUUCUCCUCCUCUCGCCUUCCUCCGCGCGGAGGUCCAAGGCGCGCUUCGACGAGGAGGCGCCGGAGGCCGCCGGAGUGCGGCGCCGGUGCAAGAGCCGCGCGGCGGCGCAGAUUUCGUCGCCGAGGAGCUCGCGGAGGUGGCGGCGCGAGGAGAAGGAGGCGGCGGUGGAUGAGGCGGUGAAACAGAAGAAGAGGAGGCACAGUGGAAGACACAGGAAGGAAAGACUGAGCUUGGUGCCUUUUCAACCUCCUUCAACUUCUUCUCCAAAAACUGAUGAAGAAAAUGGGGUUGAUCUUGACCGUGUUGGGGCGCUGAUCACUGAUUUGAUUAUGUGGAGAGAUGUUUCGAAAUCGACCCUUUGGUUUGGUUUGGGAUGUCUUUGUUUCUUGUCUUCUUCCUUCACUAAAGGAUUCAACGUUAGCAUAUUCUCGGCCAUAUCACGAUUGGCAAUUCUCUUGUUGGGUGUUUCGUUCUUCUCAAACUCAGUUUGUCAAAGAAACCAGGUUGAGAAAAGGAGUUACACCAAGCUGAAAGAAGAUGACAUUUUACAUCUUGCAAAAUUGAUUCUUCCUGCGCUAAAUUUUGCAAUUUCAAAGACUAGAGAGCUGUUUUCGGGAGAACCGUGCAUGACCCUGAAAGUAGCUCCUUUCCUUUUACUAGGAGCGGAGUAUGGGCAUCUUAUUACAAUUUGGAGACUCUCUGCCAUUGGGUUUUUUGUCAGCUUCAGUGUACCAAAGCUUUAUUCUUGUUACUCUGCGCUGAUAAACCAGCGAGUUGAAUGCUUGAAAUUGCGAUUGUUGGACACGUGGAGUGCUUGCACUCACAAGAAGAUAGUUGUCGCUUCGGUGCUUAUUACCUUCUGGAAUCUAUCUACCGUAAAGACUCGAAUCUUCGCAGCAUUUAUAUUGCUUGUAAUACUUAGAUAUUUUCGGCAAAAUGUGAUGCCACAUGUAGAAGAUGGUGAAGCACAAGCUGCGGAGAAGGAACAACAGCAGGCAUUGAUAGUGGUUGCAGAACCUGAGGAAGAGGAACCACAGCAAGCACUAGUGGUUGCUGAACAGCAGCGCCAAUGCUAGAAACUUUGGUCAUCCGGCAAUUUCUUUAUACUGAGCACGUAUAUGUAUCUUGCAUUCACAGAUGGGUCAUUUCUUUGCAGUUAGAUUUACAAUAAAAAUGUGAUUUCAAGGCAGCCAAUGUUCAAUAUUUGCAAUCAAAAGGCAUUCUACAGUCAUAGUCAACCUGUUGUCUAAAUGUAUUCAUUUCUUGACACUUAGCACGAGUAUGUAUCUUGCACCUUGAGAUGGGGCAUUUCUUUGUAGCUAGGUGAAAAAUAAUAAAUGUGCUUUCAUUGCACAAAUUAAUUCAAGUUAGUGCAGUGCACAUAUGUAUUAAUUCAUACACAGCUAUUGUCAAAUCGACAGUAAGAAGCUUCA